GUCUUAGUCAGUCCAGCCUCCAGUCAUGCGUGAUUGUUCAGAGUUGUUUAGUGAGUGAACGCAGACUAAAGUCGCCGUGCUUGUGUGAAGAACAUGACAGGGGAGAGUUGAAAGUUAAUACUUUUUUUUUUUUUUUUUAUCGGCGCCGUCACCUUUUUGUUUUAUUUUUCUUCUGUCUUUGACUUUGUUACUUAAGAAGCCAUGGAGCCGAUAACAAAGUGGACGCCAAAACAAGUUGUCGACUGGAUGAAAGGGUUGGAUGACAGCUUGCAGCAGUAUAUUAGUAACUUUGAGAGGGAAAAGAUCAGCGGAGAACAGCUAUUAAAGAUCACUCAUCAAGACUUGGAGGAACUGGGCGUUGCAAGGAUUGGACACCAGGAACUGGUCCUUGAGGCCGUCGAUUUGCUUUGUGCUUUGAACUAUGGAGUGGAAACGGAUAACCUGAAGAAUCUUGUCGUGAGGAUGAGAGCUGCAACCAACAGUCUUCACAUUGCUACAAAUGAUCGCAGAAAAAGCCCCCCAUCUGAGGGAAGCAUGUCUCGCAAGCCACCAAAUGACUUCCUAACCUCUGUGGUGGAGCUGAUUGGUGCUGCAAAGAGCCUCCUAGCUUGGCUUGAUAGGACGCCUCUCACAGGGAUCAGUGACUUCACAGCUACCAAGAACAAGAUCAUACAGCUGUGCCUGGAGUUGACCACCACAGUUCAGCAGGACUGCAGCGUCUAUGAGAUGGAAGAAAAGAUUCUGGAAGUUUCCAAGACUUUGAACAACAUCUGUGACCAGACCGUGAGAACCACAUCGGACCCCCUCAUGAGCCAAUCUGCCUGUCUGGAAGAAGUCCAGCUGACCAACAUCAAACCAGGCGAGGGGCUGGGAAUGUACAUCAAGUCGACGUACGAUGGUUUGCAUGUCAUCACUGGAACUACAGAGCAUUCUCCUGCAGACCUUUCAAGGAAGAUCCAUGCAGGGGAUGAAGUGAUUCAGGUCAACCAGCAAACAGUGGUUGGCUGGCAGUUGAAAAACCUUGUUUUCAAACUGAGAGAAGACCCCAAAGGUGUGGUUCUACUACUGAAGAAGAGGCCGACAGGAACUACAAGCUUCACCCCCGCCCCACUUAAGAACAUGCGCUGGAAGCCCCCCGUACCUCAGAAUAAUUCCUCUCUGAUCCGAUCCCAGUCCCCCUCCAGUUCAGCUAAUGGAUCUACUAAAAAGGAGAAGCCAGCUAUUAUGGACUUGUACAUUCCUCCACCGCCUCCAGUGCCGUACACUCCACGAGAGAUGAGAUCAGACUCCCUCUCCAGCAUUAGUAAAAGACCGAAGGGCUCUGAGUCACCCAACUCCUUCCUGGACCAGGAGCGCAGACAACGUACCACCAUCACAGAUUAUGACAAGUUAAACCCCGGAUGUCCCAUUGAAGCCACUGUAAUCCAGCCCAGAAUGAGGGAGCAUAAGGCUUCACGUGGUAAGCCAAGGCCACUGUCGAUGCCAGCAGAUACUUGUGUUGCAGUAGUGGACACAUACGCCAAGCCCUGGGCACAUGGCAGAAAAGGCGAGGACCUGCUGUACAGAUACCUCAGCAAUGAGCGGAUUCCCACCAUUGCCGAGGAGGUCCCGUCUGCAUCCUCGCCCUACAGGCCUGCGAGGGAGCGUCAGCUCGUCCGAGUGGACCGCAUCCGACACAGCUGCUACUAUUCCAACUCAGACCUCCACAACAGUGCCACCAUCCCCUACCAGGAGGACACGAAAAAGGCCCCCGUAAGCUCCAUCUCAAAGCGCACCCCGGCAGAGCGCUCACUACUGGAACAUGACUGGUUCUCUAGCAGGGACUUCCUGAACCGAUACAACCAACCUCAUAUGCGAUCUUGGUCUUUCUCACAAGCAGCUGCCUUCCCUUUGUCUGUGAGUCCUUCGAUGGCUGCUGACGACUAUAAUCCUGUCUCCCUGAGGCACAAGUCGAAGAAGAAGAACCGAGGGGGCAAUGGUACCAUGAGUAGAAGACGAAUCUCCGUCAAAGAGCUUGGUCAACCGGACCACCAGGGCUGGCUUUACAGAAAGAAGGAGACCAAGGGUUUCCUGGGAAUCAAAUGGAAGAAGUACUGGUUUGUCCUUAAGAAAACUGCACUCUACUGGUACACCAACCAGUUGGCGGAGAAAGCAGAGGGCUACAUUGACCUCGCAAAUUUCGUGAUAGAUGUAGCCAUCGAGUGCAAGAAGAAGCAUGCAUUCAAAGCCUGCCAUCCUCAGGUCAUGAUGUUUUAUUUUGCUGCUGAGAACCACGAGGACAUGAAUCUCUGGUUGAACAAGCUUGGGCUGGCCUCCAUUAAUUAUGAGCAAACAGAUCAAACCACAGCAGCUGAGUGUUACAGUGAAGCCAGCGAUCACGAAGAAGCAGAGAGCACAGAGAUCCCCCCUCCGCCAUACUCGGAGCAGACCCUACGGGACUCUGUGGAUGCAUCUAAUCCACCUGGGAGCACACAUCAGGGUACUGUACCACCACCAUAUUCUUCCACAGCUCCUGCAGUAACCAGCGAUUCGCUCUCCUCCCCCGUCAGUACGAUGACGUCGCAGAGCUCCGCCUCUUCGCUCGCUAAGCAACGGCAGUCCUGGAUGGACCUUGUCUCACAGGCGUCCUCUACUCCAGCCGGGGAGACAGCAGUGGUGUGCUCGGUCCAGGUUCACACUCAACGACCGCCACAAGGGAGAACAGAAGUGGGAGCAGUGUCGGAAAGCUCGGUUCCUAAGAGCUCCACAGACUCAAAUGGGUCCAACAAAGAGAACCCAGCAGCUCAUGGGGAGGAGCAGAGGGAUGUUUUAGGUCCUCAAAGUGCAGGCAGUCGUGGGAAUAGCUCUGAUGAGAUGGAAAAGCUGUACAUUCAUCUAAAGGAGGCCAGCCUUUCACCAAUAGGGGAUCGGAAACCAUCCACAAAAAGGGAAUUCAGGGCCUCUUUUGUUAAACGCUGUAAAAACCAGACCGUUAACGAUAAGCUACACCAUAUCAGGGCACUCAAUAGCACGCUAAAGUCUAAGGAAGCGGACUUGCAGGCAAUAGAGCAGGUGCUGUGUGACCCGGAGCUUACCUCAGACAAGUUCAGAGAGUGGAAGGAAGCCAACGCACCACUGAUGGUGGAGAUCUGCGUCAAAGACGACCAGAAGGGGGCGCCAGAGGCUGUGACAGCUGCAGCAUCAGUCACCGCUGCCCCUGUUGCAGAGACCAGUUUAUAAGAAGUCCCCCUGACUUAGUUUACGGUGUUUGGACUUGGACCUCAUGAUUACAUACACUCACUGCUGUGAUUUAGUCAGAUGACACUUCAGUUCCAUGUAAACGCAUAUUUAACUGCUGUUUAACAUGCAUCUGUAAAGUGUUUUUUGUUUUGUUUUGUUUUUUUCUGUUUUAGGUUUCAUAUUGACUUGGAAACAUGAGCAAUACACAUAAAAAUGUGAUUUCUGUUUUAGUAUUACUUUUACUUGCCACUUGGUAGGGUCAGCUAAUUUUUCAGAGCUUAGUAUUUUUCAGCAUUUUAAUUCACAGAACCUUUGCAUAAACUCUGAUUGUAUGGAACAGAAUGCACAGAAACACUGUUUUUUGUUUGUUUUUGGUAUUGUUUUUUACUGUGUAAUUUAUCUACUUUGUUUUCAUCUGCAGGGAACAAAUUCCCAGAUUGUUGUCUAAUUAUUGGUGCUGUGCACCAUCUGUGCCUGUUACAAGCAAUCCAGGAGCCAUGAUUCUUUCCUUGUGCUGUAGAGGUCACAUCAUGCUUUAUAUUAAGUGUUCUGACUGAACAAUAAACCCUGUAGUUAGAAUAAAUCACAUCCUGAUAAUUUCAGAUAAA
Xiphophorus couchianus (Monterrey platyfish) is the source of this 3827-nucleotide messenger RNA. It is a transcript of the gene cnksr3, whose product is annotated as cnksr family member 3. Gene Ontology annotation, molecular function: protein binding. The record is from RefSeq and is a predicted model, not a curated record. Gene Ontology annotation, cellular component: cytoplasm; membrane. Bases 202 to 3219 code for a protein of 1005 amino acids. The transcript has 25 exons. Gene Ontology annotation, biological process: regulation of signal transduction. Lineage: Eukaryota; Metazoa; Chordata; Actinopteri; Cyprinodontiformes; Poeciliidae.